AGCUGUGCUUGGAUUUUCGAGUGAUUUUUCCUCAGUGCGGAAAAAUGCUACACAACGCAAUCUGACCCGUUCGGGUCGAUGCUACUAAUGCUGGAAACAUUGGUCUGAUGGUCUUUUUUGAGUUUGGAAUAAGCAGAAAAGUGAUUUUCGUCGUCGAAAAGUUCGAGUGCUAUUUUCCAAAGUGUGAAAAGUGUCCAUGAAAAGUUCGUGUUCGAAAGUGUGUUCGUGUGAAAUAGGGAGGAAAAAGAAGAUGCUUGUGAGAUGAAUGGCGGCCGAUAGUGACGGUGAUCAACAGAACAACAACAGCAGCAGCACGCUGAAGGCGGUUGUCAUUUGCGAGGGAAACCUCCAUGAUCCCGAUUUCCAAACGCGACUAGACUGUCUGGUCGCGAAACUUACCACGUUGGUCGAAGAGCCAGCAGAUAACGGACAGCUUAAGGUGGACAAGGUUGAACCAUGGAACAGCGUGCGUGUCACUUUGUCCAUUCCCAAGGAAGCGGCUGUGAAGUUACGCAAGCUCGCUGCCGAAGGAAACAGUGCCCUUCGAGCUCUCGGAAUACUGUCCGUGCAGCUAGAGGGCGACACCGUGUUAUCGCUCAGGCUGGUGGGACAGGAAAUUGUGUUGAGAACGGAUAAUUCCACCCCUGCGGGGCCAACUUCUGGCAGUGGUGCUUCAAGUGGCUUAGGAGAGUUGACUCGGAUACUCUCCCAACAACAACAACAACAACAGCAGCAGCACCAGCAACAGCAACAACAACAGCAACAGCAACCUACUCAGUUGCAACACGGGCAGCAACAAGCUUUGCCUCAAGAUGCCGUAGCGGGUCCUUCGAAAGCUACUCCUCCCAUGCAACCAAAGCCAUCGGUUGCGUCUGUUGCUCCAGUUGCCACAACGGCGGCACCAAUAGUCAAUGGUCCCAUUGCAGCGGAAAGCACUGUGUUCAAAUCACCCAACACAAUAUGCCCCAUGGAUGGCAAGUUGCCUGUGCAUGUGCCAAAUGUGGUGGAUAGCUGUGAAUAUCCCUUUGAAAGUAUGACUCAGGCUAGGGUUAUUCAACGGAGGGAAAAUACGCUCGGUAUGGUUCCCCCACCUGGUCCGAGCGGUGUUCCGAAACCACCCCUGGUAUCAUCUGGUGGUAGUCAUUUUGUAGCACCAAAUCCACCACCACCGCCUCCACCUUCAUACCAAGCGGCAGUUGCGGCUGUAAAAAGUGGCCCACCAACUGCGACAGGCUCGGCUGGAACAAGCACUACAGGAACGAUUGGGAACGUAGCAAUGACUAGUCCUUUGUUGGUGAAUUUGCUACAGAACGAAAGUGCUAUUCCGCAAAUAGGAGGACCAAAGACAGCGCCGAUUAUCAAACAAGAACUCAUAGCGGCCAGUGGGGCGGGGACAAGCGCAGUGAAAACUCCCGUUGUAACGGGAACUGCGCCGAAUUCUAGUGUAGUGAAUAUGAUCAAUGACAAUGAACUAAUUGUGAACAGCAGUAGUGGUCAAAAUCAGAAGACAUCGCGUAUUGCAACAAAUAGUAGUAACAAUCCAGUGAAUCCAGUGAUCAGUAACAGUGGUAGCGUCACAGUGACAGUCGCCCAUACGAUAUCCGCUGCUGUGACGUCAAAUAGUGUCACGAAUACACAACAGACAAUAUUAGUGAACAACAGCAACGCUGGUGUUGGGCCGAUGGCAACCGGAGCUGGAUCCGGACCAACGAUCAGUGCUAAUGCUAACACUAAUCUUAGCAUAACGACAAACAGUAGUAACAUAAACAAUACCGCUAGUAACAAUCAGAAUGUUUUAAAUGUGCCGCCUUCUCUAGUAACUCCACCAAUGUCAGUGCCUUCUUCACAUAAAAACGUUAGUGUGCAACAACAACAACAACAACCAAGAUUUAAUCUCGGCCCCAGUGGGGCUCCCGUAGUAAGGCCUUCCACUCAGCAAACCUUAAGACCGCAGGUGAUAGGAGUUGGAUUGGUACAACAACAGCAGCAACAAGAACUGCAUCGACCACCUCAUCAAUCGCAACAACAACAAACGCAUUCCCAGUUAAGCUUAAGUCGGUUUCCAAUCCAGCAACAGCAACAUAAUGCCCCCUUCAGACAGCCUCAGGCAGUGCAACCACAACUACAACAACAACCGUUCAAUCCUCGAUGGGCUGCCCCAAACCCUAUGGACUCUGCUACAAAAUCCAGCUACCAGGAAUUCACCCGAUAUCAGUUGCAGUACAAUCUUAGUCAACAACAACUGAAACACCCACAACAGGGUGCAUCAGCAACUGGCGGGGAUCUUCUAGGCCUUGGAGACCUUCCGGAUUUGGGGAAGAACGAUUUAGAUUCGCUCCUACCGGCGUUAAACUCUGCCGAUCUAGAGGGAGCUUUUCUGGAUGGGCUGGACCUUGAUCUCGAGCAAUCCCUUGCAGCCACAGGCGGGCUUCCGAAGCCGGAGCGAAGAUGGAAACAGCAGUUUCUGAUAAACCCUCUCACCGGUGAGCUAGAGGAAACCCAAGUGGAAGAAACGGAAGAAAAUGACGAGGACGCAUCGAAGAGUUUUCCGGAAUUUCAUUCGGAAUUGUCCAAUUCGUUGUACUCGGACGAUGACACGUCGUGUAGUACGGGCUUUUCAAAGUUCACCUCCGACAUUAGCGACACCGAGCGGUCCAACACAAUGGACGGAGCGGGUUCGAGUGGAUUUUCAAAUGCCGUUCCCGGGGCGGUCACUGCAGCAACGGUGGGAAAGCUAUCCAAAACGGGAAAGGUGAAAAAGGAUAAGCUGAAGGACGGAACCAAGGGCUCUGUAAAAAAUAAAGAGAAGAAGCCACGGGAGAAGAAAUCGUCUUCUUUGAAGCAGGUAAAGACGAAAGCAAAAAUUGUAGCCACGGAAAGUGGCGGUGAAUCUCCCGGUAGCCAGGAAAAGAUCAAGCUUAGAUUGAAGCUCGACAAGUCUGAAGCCAUCAGCGUAAGCUUGGUACAACCUCACCCGAUCAGCGGCGGUGUCGGUGGCAGUGGUUUGACCAGUAGUAAAAAAGUGCAAUCAUCACAAGUGCUAGGAGUGACUCCCGGAACGCUUAGCGGGAUGGGGAGUAUUUCCAAUCCGUCGGUGGUAAAUAUUGGUUUGACGUCACUGCAGGCGUCAUUAUCUACGAGUUCGCUCUCUUCUUCUUCCUCGUUGUCCGUACCUGUUGGCAAUGUCAUGCCACAACAGUUGCAGCAUCCAUUGUCACAGCAAGUUCUCGGUAGUACUUUCACUGGUACCAAUAACAGUGCCGGUAUCAGCACUGCCAGUUCGAGUCUUCAAACGCAAUCUCCCGCUGGCGAGGAGCUUCGAGUGCCCCCUUUACACAUCAGUUUACGAGGAAAAAACUCUGUGGUCAUAAAAAAUUCGAAAAAGGAUCGGAAAAAGAGUCAAAGCGGUGGUGAAGAGGAUAGUGAUGGGAAUAGUUUUCAGCUGAGUAGGAAAAGCUCCAUCAAACGAAGUAGUCAUUCCACGGACAGCCGACUAACGGUGGUAAUGACUAGCGAUGCAAGCAUUCGGUUAAAAGUCGAUGACGCUGCAUUGCCUGGGACGUCCGGACCUUCUUCGAUGCCAUCCUCACCGAAUCAUCACAACCACAAUAGUAUUGGUAACAGUGGAAGCAGUAACUCGCUGACUACGUCGAUAGCUGCUGUUGCCGGUCUCAAAGCUAAAUCGAAUAAAAUGGAAGAUCUGAAUCAGCCAUUGACGGCAAAUGACCUGUUGGUCCCGUUGGACCAGCAACAUAAACGUUCAGCGCCGGACUUAAUUCUGAGUCCCAAUGGAAUGAUGUGUCCUGAGAAAAAGCGACGUCUUAGCACUGGUUCUAGCACGAACCAGCAACAUACGGGCGCAACGGACGAGUCGAGCAUAAGUGCAAGUAAUAGUAGCAGUAGUAGUAGUAGUAGUGCAGCCACCAGUAUAAAUGAAAUCAAUGAAAUUUACGAGACACUGAUCUCGAACACCGUAAGUGGACCUAUUGGGUCGACAAACGUUGGCACGUUGCCACACUCAUCCCUGUUAGCAGCGGCAACGUCGUCAGCAAAAAACUUGAAGAGCUCCAGCACGAACAACAGUAUCAACAACAGCGCGUUUGGCAAAUGCAUUAGCAACAGUAAGAACUUGGUAAAGCCAGCGCAGUCGAGCCCAACGACGUCGUCCGUGUCAUCGCCUGGAGCUCUGGCUGCUGCACCGAAUACUAAGAGCUCGACGCAGUCCUCAACAAAACAACCAUCGUCAUCCCCUUCGUCAGAGACGGCAAAAAGUGGCAAACCGCCGGGAAAAGGUGAUUCCGACCUUGCCACAGGGGAUACCGAUGGGAAGGACAAUGAAAGUAACAAAACAAGCAGCAAUACAGCAACCACUACCUCAGGUUCAGAAGUGUCCAUCAAUCAGCGGAUAAACAACACCCAUCUACACCAUCACAAUCGUCCACCGGAAAAGCCUGGCGAUUCACCCGCUAAUACGUUAGAACAAUCCAUCAGUCAACAGCAACCUCCAACGAUAGCCAGUGCCAGUGGACAUUUACUGGCGCAAGGGGUACGUGGAUCACCCGGAUCUCAAGCACAAGGUGAAGACAGUGGAAUUGAGUCUAUGGAUGCUUUAUCGGAGAAAAGUCCCCAUCAGUUGUCGCAUAGUCCUCAAGGCAAUGAGCCAAACAAGCUGCUUCGGAUGGAUAGUCCCAAGGAUAAAGCGAUACCUGCAGUAGAAUCAAAAGAAUCAUCGAAAGAUGACUCCAGUGGCAAUAAUAACAACAACAGCCACUCAAAUUUGGACGAAUACAUCCAAAUCGAAGCGGAACUGGCAAAGAUGGAAGGCCUGAACGAUAUUGCAGCCACCGAAAGAACAGCCAAGCUGAACGGCGAUCAUUCGACUUUGAUGAAACCCAAGCAGCAGGAGUUGGACCUUUUAGAUCACAAUGCUUUGCUAAAGUAUGAUGGGGCGAAUCUUAGCAAAAUUCUGGACGACAUUGAAGACGAUGAGCUGGUAAUGUCGGAAGAACCUGCCACGAAAGGGAAAUGCAUUGAAGUGUCUUCCAGUGAAAAUUCAACUCUAAAGCAGCAGCAGGACUCGACAACCACGGUGGUCAAAGGAGAAGAGGCAGAAGACUGGCUUGCAAAUGCGGGAAAUCAGCAACCAACACAACAACAACAACAACAACAACAGCAGCAGCAGCAACAAAAAGGGGAAGCAAAUGUUAUACUCACUAGUAAUAGUAACAAUAAUCUGACGGACAAGGCCGAGAUCAAGCUGGAUACCAAGCAACUCGUGUUGGAUGAUUGUUGUAGCAAUAAGGAGGUGUUAAGUUUAAAAAGCGAAUGUGAUAGUAAAAUAGUUGAAUGUAAAGCUGUAAUUAAAAAUGAUCCCGAUGAGGCUAUCGUUAGUAGUAUAAAGCAAGAACAAACCUGUAACAAAAACAGCACUAAUAAUAGCAGUAACGGCAGCAGCAGCAGCACCAGCAGUAGUAGCAAUCCAUUGAAAGCGAAACCAGUGAUUACGACAGAAACGGAAGGUGAUAAACAUAAUCCGACGGUUAACGUUGCUGCAUCCGCUGAAAAGAAAGAUGUGAUAGCUGACGGUACAGUUGCUGUUGUUGAGCCAAAGCCACGACAUGAACAACCUCCGCUCUAUAGCUAUUCUAGCGAAAAGGCUCGCGAACGGCGAUCUGCUGCCAACAUCACCGCUUCCAAUUCUUCUACAUCGUCGGUGGUUGAGAUAAUAGACUUGGAUGAUUCCGGCAAGUCUAAUGAUCUGGAAGUUCCCCACCAGUCCGAACAGCAGCAGCAGGAGCAACAACAACAACAGUUACAACAAGAGAAUAAAGAAAUUCAUUCGCCGUUGUCGAUCGAUAUUCCUUUACAUCCGGAAUCGGCCGAACAUCGGAUAAGAACGCGAGCCUCCAGUAAGCUAGAAAGUCCGCUAGAGCCACCCAAGCAGAGUCCGUCUAUCGAUUCGCCGGCUGCUGAAAGGCUGAAAAAUACCUUGAAACACGCUGCAAUUGCUUCGAACAUACCAACACCAACCGCUGCCGCCAGUGGAGAUCGGCUAAGUCCAAAAACCCUACCGAAAACUGGUAAACGGAAACGUCAAGGAUCGGAAAGUUCGACCCAGUCCUGUGUCAGUGAUGACAUUCUUCCGAGUCGGACGAAGAAACCUCGAAAAGCGGCAGCUGCUGUAGUGGCUGCCGUGGCGAGUACUGAACGACAGAAGAAAACCGUUGCUAUUCGUAGUGCACAGCAAAGAAGAACAGUAACAGAAACACCCUCUUUGCAUGUGCAAAGUACGCCAACUGCACCAGCUUCGACGGUAGAAGAUUCAUCGGAUAGUGAUGAACCUUUGAUAGAGAUAGCGGGUAAAUUUCGUAAUACUAAACUAACUAAACCAAGUUCUUCUUCUACUACCACUUCUUCUACCACUUGUACUACUACUUCGACUACAACAUCAUCAUCAACCUACUCCUCAUCCUCCCCCACAACAGGUGCCAGUUCGGGAUCUUCGUCUACGACAGCGUCAGCGUCGAACGAAAAAGAAAAGACCCUUCGCAAUCAUAAGGCGUCGACGGGAGCAAAAACAAGUGGCACUUCGCAGAACUCAUCGUCGUCAUCGUCGACCAAUAGCGUUAGCUCGGGGGUUACAGCGGCGAAUGCUGCCGUCUCUCACAAACUAAAUGCUCAUUCCGGUAGAUCUGUACAUAAUGCGUUGUCGUCGCCAUCGGUUUCAGCGACGGCAGCAUCCCCGGGUACGAAUACUAUCUCAACAUGCGACGACAAAAUUAGCACUCGUAGAAGUGUUCGGAUGACGACGUCUACUCUGUCGACAGCUGCCAUGAACAGCAAAGCAAAAGCGCACUCUAAUCCAAAUUCUUUGACCGCAACCGGUGCAAUCGCGGACAAUCUUCGUGAUUCAGCGCAUCACCAUGCUGGUGCAUUGCACCCCAAGAAUAACCAUGCAAAUCAUCAGCACUCGUCGUCGCCUGGCGGUACUGCGAAAGGAUCUGCACCGGUGUUGGACGGCAAGAUUGCCGGAGCAGGUGUCAAUAGUGUGACGUCGGUGACCAGUGACGCUCCCCCUACUCCAGCGACGGAGGUACGACGGAAAACCAGGAGUGCGGGACUGGACACUACCACCGAAGGACGCCGGAGACGGGUAUCCCGCGACAGUAAGUGACCAAUCGCUUGCGCCUCAGCCGAGAGUAAUUGUA
Ochlerotatus camptorhynchus is the source of this 7208-nucleotide messenger RNA. RefSeq names its product nuclear receptor coactivator 6-like. Gene Ontology annotation, cellular component: histone methyltransferase complex; transcription regulator complex; nucleus. The record is from RefSeq and is a predicted model, not a curated record. The coding region runs from base 266 to 7174 and encodes 2302 amino acids. Gene Ontology annotation, biological process: carbohydrate metabolic process; positive regulation of transcription by RNA polymerase II. Gene Ontology annotation, molecular function: hydrolase activity, hydrolyzing O-glycosyl compounds. The transcript is spliced from 5 exons. NCBI's taxonomy places the organism in Eukaryota, Metazoa, Arthropoda, Insecta, Diptera, Culicidae.